Messenger RNA from Musca vetustissima, 1637 nucleotides. Its product is annotated as ATP-binding cassette sub-family G member 4-like. Gene Ontology annotation, cellular component: plasma membrane. Lineage: Eukaryota; Metazoa; Arthropoda; Insecta; Diptera; Muscidae. The record is from RefSeq and is a predicted model, not a curated record. The annotation marks the transcript as partial. Gene Ontology annotation, molecular function: ATP binding; ABC-type transporter activity; ATP hydrolysis activity. The transcript is spliced from 8 exons.
UUGACGCCAAGUGAGCGUGAAAGUGAAAUAUUUCGUAAAAUUCCACAAAAUGCCGGUGUAAAUAUUAAAUUUACAAAUGUUACAUAUGAAGUGCCAAUUUCCAAGCCGAUAUUGAAAAAUGUCAGCGGUGAAUUUCGUGCCGGCGAAUUAUCAGCAAUAAUGGGUCCAUCGGGAUGUGGUAAAACAACAUUGUUAAAUCUAUUAGCCGGUUAUAGACUUUCAAAAACAUCUGGCAACAUUAGCGUGAAUGAUAGGCCACAAAAUCUGCUCGAAUUUCAUAAAAACUCACGAUACAUUCUCCAGGAAGACUAUAUAAGUCCAAUGUUUACAAUUGGUGAGACUCUAAUGUAUGCUUCGAAAUUUAAAAUGGAUUCCAAUAAAAGAGCACAAGAACGACAACAAAUUAUCAAUGAAUAUUUGAGAAUAUUUUUACUCGAAGAUAAAUCCAAUACUAGGAUUGCCAAUAUUUCGGGUGGUGAAAGAAAACGGCUGUGUGUUGCACUGGAAUUAUUAAAUAAUCCCUCAGUGCUGUUUGUCGAUGAACCCACAACUGGUCUCGAUGAAUUCUCUGCCACUCAGUGCAUAACAUUACUCAAGAGAUUAGCCACAGCGGGACGCACUAUAAUCUGUUCAAUCCACUGUCCAUCGGCUAGACUCUUCCAAAUGUUCGAUAAGGUCUAUGUUAUGUCAGCUGGCCAAUGCAUUUAUCAGGGAUCAGUGGAUGGCAUAGUUCCGUACUUGCAAAAUUUCAAUUUGCAAUGUCCGAUUACCCACAAUCCAGCUGAUUACAUUAUUGAAGUUGCCACAAAUUUCCAUGGAGACUAUCAUGAUGCCAUGGUUAGUGAAAUUCAAAAUGGAAAAGUUCACAAAUGGCAUUCCAGUGGUCCAAGUGAACGCAAUACCCUUGUUACAUCCUCCUUUGAUCACACGAAUCUCAAUACAACGAAGGAAGCGAAAAAUACUUGGUGGUCGGAAUAUUGCAUAAUAUUUAAACGGAAUUUACAACAAAUGCUGAGAGAUAAGACUAAUAUGAAACUUAUGGUGUAUACAAAUAUCUUCCUGUCUACAAUUAUGGGUAUUGCAUUCAGCCAAGUCGGCAAUCACGGUUAUUUAGGUUCCUUUAAUUAUAAUUUUGUGGUCCUAACAAUAGUUCAAUUUGUGUUUUUAUCUAUGGCACCAAUGCUGUCAUACGUUCCACAAGAAAUUUUAUAUCUGCGGCGAGAACAUUUCAAUCAAUGGUAUCGUCUCAGUAGCUAUUUUAUGGCCCUGGUGACAUGCCAAUUUGUCAUGUGGACCUUCUCUUCAGUGCUGGGAUCAACGAUUAUGUAUUUUCUGAGUGGUCAACCAAGACAGAUGUUUCGGUAUUUGCUAUUUAUUGGCAUUACACUGCUCACAUCAUUGACAGGUUCCAGUUUUGGUAUUUUAGUGGGAUCCAGGCUAAGAUUAUUGAAUGCCCUAUUUAUGGGUCCAAAUAUGUGUGCCAUUUGGAUAAUGUUUGCCAAUUAUGCCGUUGAUCGUCCGCACUUUCAUCCCCUGGAAACAUUUUUGAUGUACACCAGUUUUAUGCGUCACUCAGUCGAGGGCCUAAUGAUAACACUGUUCGGUUAUAAUCGUGCCGAUUUACCUUGUCCCGAAAA